UUUUACUUAAGACACGAACAUCCGUCAAUGUCAAAUUUGCUAAUAAAAUUGACGACUGUUGUUUUUUUUUCAUUCGCAUUGUAUCGGUUCAUUUGGUUUUGAAUGAAACAUUUCGUUUCGUACUUUUAACGGCUCAAUCCAAUUGAUGAUUGAGACAAAGUAGAGUUGUAACUAAAGAAUUGCAUUUGAUACGAUACAAAUAACAAAACCAUGGCAAGUAGAGGUGGUCGUGACGGUGAAUCGAUGGAUACAUCAUCAAGUAGUCUAAAUACAAGUCAAUUUGGUCCAUCAACUGUUCCAUCGAUGCAAUCACACACUGCCGCCGGUUCAACAGCCACUUCAUCACAGAAAUCCAGCAGUAAUUCUAAUCCCAGCGGUGGUGAAGCAACGUCAAGCAGCCAAACGAUGCUUGCUAAUUAUAAAUACAUUGAAAACUAUGAUUUUCCCUAUUGUGACGAGUCAACUAAAUAUGAGAAAGUGGCGAAAAUUGGUCAGGGCACAUUCGGUGAAGUGUUCAAAGCACGUGAAAAACGUUCCAACAAGAAAUUUGUCGCGAUGAAAAAAGUUCUUAUGGAUAAUGAAAAAGAAGGCUUUCCAAUUACGGCGUUGCGAGAGAUUCGAAUUUUGCAACUCUUGAAACACGAAAAUGUGGUGAAUUUGAUUGAAAUCUGUCGCACAAAGGCCUCUGCACACAAUCGAUACCGCUCAACCUUCUACUUGGUGUUCGACUUUCUUCUGGGCGAUCGAAACUACGGGCCACCGGUCGAUAUGUGGGGCGCGGGAUGUAUAAUGGCUGAAAUGUGGACGCGAUCACCAAUCAUGCAGGGAAAUACCGAACAACAACAGAUCAUUUUCAUUUCACAGCUUUGUGGCUCCUUCACACCAGAAGUGUGGCCAGGUGUGCAGGAUUUGGAGCUCUAUUCGAAAAUGGAGUUGCCAAUGGGACACAAGCGAAAGGUGAAAGAUCGACUGAAAGCCUAUGUUAAAGAUUCGCAUGGCUGUGAUUUACUAGACAAACUAUUGCAAUUGGAUCCAAAGACGCGAAUCGAUGCGGAUGCCGCACUGAAUCAUGAUUUCUUCUGGUCGGAUCCAAUGCCAUGCGAUCUAAGCAAAAUGUUGUCGCAUCAUUUGCAAAGUAUGUUCGAGUAUUUGGCUCCGCCACGUCGGCCAGGCCACAUGAUGCGACACUAUCAGCAAAUGAACGCCAGCCAAAUGCAAAAUCGCACCCAAGACAAUAGCUAUCAGGAUCGCGUUUAUUAAUUUAGAUAGAGAGAUUCAAUAACAAAUUUUCGGUGUUUGGGUUCACGCGCGAAAUUCAAAUACACAAACACAACGACCGAAUGGUAAAAUCAUCAAUCUCGAUGAUUGAUCCGGUAUGGAAUUACGGAACGAAUUACUAGAAAUUAGCCACAUUACAAACGAUAUUAUAUACGAUACUUGCGACUGCAUUUUAGUGUUUAAAACCGGCUUUUUACUCAAGCUCUACACCUUUUCUUUCUUUUUCUAUUUCAAAAAUGCCCAUAAAUGGACGGAAAUAAUUACGUUUCAGUUGAAUUUUUUUUCUCUGUCUUUUCUUCGUUGCGUUUGUCUGUGCAAAGUAAAUUUGUACCGUUUUGUUUUUCUAAUUGCCGAUACAAUUGAACACAUUAUUUUUUUUUGAUAAUUUUAUAAAUUGGUUUAAAUGUAAUUUGUAUCAGUGUGUUGGGUUAUAGACGAACCAAAUAGUUUCUAUCAAUCGAUCAAGGAAAUAUGAUUAAAAUAUUUAGAAUUUAUACUUAUAAAUAUUAUUCCGCAAGCAUUGUUACCCAUGUAGAUCACUGUGUUCUCCUGGUUUGAGUCCAUUCAAAUUCAAAAAUAUUUGUGAGCGAUAAUUCUCUAAUAAUCCUUGAAGACGAUAUCGAUGAUUAUUCUAUUCAAAUAUUGAUACAUCGAUAUUUCACCACAUUUUCUAUGCCUUUAGAGCAUAAAAAGUAACACAAAUACUGAAAAAAAGUGAAUUUCCGUGGCUACAAAAACAAAAAACUCACAUUUAAUAGAAAAAUUGACUCAAGUCAAGAGAAACGGAUAACACAAACUGUAACAAAAUCACAAUAUCCAUUGUACUACUCAGAUAAUGAGUUCAUUUUGAUAGACUGUCGUAAAGCAUACACAAAAAUUGGCAAAAUCUAACAAAUUCAUUUUUGUUAUUUGUUACUCUGGAACAAGGGAAUACACUAUGAAAUAAAAUGAGCCUCAAAAAUGUUGUAUUUAAGUGCAAACGAAAAUAAGAAACGGUGUUUUGAUACUUCAUUUGAAAUUGGUA
Messenger RNA from Sitodiplosis mosellana (orange wheat blossom midge), 2302 nucleotides. Its product is annotated as cyclin-dependent kinase 9-like. The record is from RefSeq and is a predicted model, not a curated record. Lineage: Eukaryota; Metazoa; Arthropoda; Insecta; Diptera; Cecidomyiidae. Gene Ontology annotation, cellular component: nucleus. Bases 211 to 1260 code for a protein of 349 amino acids. The transcript is spliced from 4 exons. Gene Ontology annotation, biological process: protein phosphorylation. Gene Ontology annotation, molecular function: cyclin-dependent protein serine/threonine kinase activity; ATP binding.